AGCCCUUCUCUCUUUCACAGUAUCUGUUACCUCAGUCAGACUGAGGAUGCAUAUAUGUGGGAAAAAUAUCGACUUCCAGCCUCCCUCAUGUGACCUCUACCUCAUUUAGUAAUCUCUGACCCAGUAUCGGAACGUUAAACAGUUUCUCCGCUUUCCUGCCGUGAGAGACGCGCGGUGACAACCUCCGCUUCCGGUUGCCUCCGGUUGCAGAGUUGCGUGUCCUGAGAGGUCAGAUUGCCGUCAGGGAAAGGAUACUAGCACCUUUUUCUGUCCUAGAGCCAGCUUCCUUAAGUGGAGGUUGAUCUUCAUCAGACUUUUAGAUUCACUUCAGACACAGAUGGAGUCUCACUGUCACCCAGGCUGGAGUACGGUGGCACGAUCUCGGCUCACUGCAACCUCCAUCUCCUGCAUUCAAGCAAUUCUCCUCCCUCAGCCUCCUGAGUAGCUGGGACUACAGCCAUGGCACAUGGACAUGGACAUGAACAUGGACAUAGUAAAAUGGAACUUCCAGAUUAUAGACAAUGGAAGAUAGAAGGGACACCAUUAGAAACUGUCCAGAAGAGGCUGGCUGCACAAGGGCUAAGGGAUCCAUGGGGCCGCAAUGAAGCUUGGAGAUACAUGGGUGGCUUUGCACAAAAGGUUACCUUUUUUGAAGUAUUCUUUAAAGGAUUCAAAUGGGGAUUUGCUGCAUUUGUGGUAGCUGUAGGAGCUGAAUAUUACCUGGAGUCCCUGAAUAAAGAUAAGAAGCAUCACUGAAGAUAAUACCUGGAAGUAUCAUAGUGGUUUCUUAACUCUCCAAAAUAAGAUUUCUUCACUAUAGCCUACUUGUCUUGUUUGUCCCUUAAAAUAUAUUAGUAGGAUUUAAUAAAGUAAAAUAAAAUAUAUAUAUGCCAA
Molecule: messenger RNA, 894 nt
Organism: Callithrix jacchus (white-tufted-ear marmoset)
Lineage: Eukaryota; Metazoa; Chordata; Mammalia; Primates; Cebidae
Gene: NDUFB3
Product: NADH:ubiquinone oxidoreductase subunit B3
Biological process (GO): mitochondrial respiratory chain complex I assembly; electron transport chain
Cellular component (GO): mitochondrion; respiratory chain complex I
Source: RefSeq, a predicted model, not a curated record